AUGGAUUUCUCUGUUACAAGAAUAAAUCGAAGCCUGGUUUCACCUUCAGAACCAACACCAUCAGGCAUGCUCGAUUUAUCAGUAAUUGAUAGACUGCCAGUCCUACGCUGCAAUGCUCGAACACUGCACGUAUUCAGAUAUGGUCCAAAGGCAGCAGAAGUCCUAUGCAAAGCCUUGUCAAAGGCUUUGGUUGUGUACUAUCCUCUGGCAGGGAGGCUGAAUGUUUCUGCAGAAAACCAGCUUCAGGUUGCAUGUUCUGGAGAAGGCAUUUGGUUUGUAGAGGCAUCGGCAAAUUGCUCACUGGAGGCAGUAAAUUUUUUUGAUGAUAUGGCAGCUAUUCCAUUCGAUAAGCUUCUACCUGAUCCUCCUCAAGAAAUUGAUCCACUGGUCCAAAUGCAGAUAACACAAUUCGAAUGUGCUGGAUUCGUUGUUGGCCUCAUAUUUAGCCAUAGUAUUUGUGAUGGACUUGGAGCAGCCCAAUUCCUGAAUGCAGUGGGAGAAUUAGCUAAAGGUGUUGAGCAACUCAGCACCAAUCCAGUGUGGUGUCGAGACUUCCUUCCACCUCCCUCACUACAUUUUCAUGCCAAUUCAUUGCCUGCCGAUAUGCCACUAGCACCCCCAAUUCCCGAUUAUCAGCUGGAGCAUGCCAAUAUAGAUAUUUCACAAGACCAAAUCAAUGAUCUCAAACAAAAUUUUCGAGAAUUAACUGGCAAGAAUUGCUCUUCCUUCGAAAUUGUAGCUGCCAGCCUGUGGAGUCGCCGAGCACGUGCAAUUAAUCUGAAUGAUGAUACAGAUAUGACCCUGGUGUUUUUCGCAAAUUGUCGCCACCUCCUGAAUCCACCAUUGCCUGUCGGUUUCUACGGCAACUGUUUCUUCCCAGUGACCAUAACAGUUUCAAAUCAGAUUAUAAAAAAAGCAUCAAAUGCUGAAAUUGUGAAAUUGAUUCAAAAGGCUAAAGCUGGCUUACCAAAUGAAUUUGGAAAAUGGGUUAACGGUGAGCUGAUAACGGAUCCGUUCACACCUCCUCUUGUUUACACGACAAUGUUCAUAUCCGAAUGGGGAAGACUUGGGUUUAACCAGGUUGAUUACGGGUGGGGACCUCCUGUGCAGGUUGUUCCGAUACAGGGUUCCAGUCUCAUCCCUGUUGCCAUUAUUGGCUCAGUGCCUUCGACAAGAAAAGGAGUCCGAUUAAUGACAUGGUGCGUUGAGAAGGCACAUCUUCAGCCUUUUGUUAAACAAAUGAUAAGACUCUGA
Fraxinus pennsylvanica is the source of this 1254-nucleotide messenger RNA. The record is from the annotation of a GenBank genome assembly. Lineage: Eukaryota; Viridiplantae; Streptophyta; Magnoliopsida; Lamiales; Oleaceae.